CAAUCUUAAUAAGAGAGAACUUGGCUACUAUUGAUAGGAAUAGUACUGUAGAAAAAAUAGUGCCCAUGGUAUUUUCGUAAUUGUUGUUUCAUUUGUGGGUUUUUGCAAAAAAAAAAAAAUAUAUGUUUUAUCUUUAACACCUCUGCAAAUUUUUCUUCUUCACUUUCACUUUUUACUUUCUAUGUUUUCAGUUUCGCAACAAAAAAAAAAACGAGAUUUCCUGUCAAUCUUUGCCCGGUGAAAGUGGAUAAUCUGAUCAUAAUCCAACAAAAAAAUCACACUAGACUAAUCCACUACAUCAACAACGCAAGUAGAGCUCAGCAUAACACAAUCGAAUUAGAGUCUUGUGGUUGGGUUUCUUGCAUUGUUGUUUGCUUUGAGGGCGCCGAUCGGGAACAGAGAGUCUUGGCUGAGUUUCUUGUGUCGUUGGUCCAUCGCCAGAAGCACAGUUUGGUCGAAGCAGAAACAUGUCGGAGGCCCUCCUCUUAUCACUGAUACAGAAGCUCGACACUAAUUAUCGAAGGCAUGAACCAAAUGACGAAAAGGUAAUUAAAGAGAUGCGAGAGAUUGUGGAUAUUGUGAGGGAUAAGAAAUUGGUAGAGGGGAGAAUCCUAAAUUUUUUGGUAUGUGACCUUGUCGACGUGGAUGAUGAUGCUCUCUACCUUUUCAAACAAGACGUAACCUAUCCUUGGAACUUUGACUCCGUGCAUAGUUGGAUGGGAGAGGUAAAAAAACGCAUGCUUAAACUGGGAUAUGAUGGGGCAGAGACAGAGUCCAACAUGAGAUCAUCACAAAAGGUUGAAGAUGAUGUAGAUGUGGUUGGCUUGGACGAAGAUGUGGAAAUGCUGCUUCGCAAAAGGAUUUUUGGUGAGGGAGAACACCGCCCGCCUGUUCUUAUCAAAGGGAUGGGUGGUAGUGGAAAGACAACUCUUGCCAGAGAGAUAUACAACCAUCCAACCGUCGUUGAGCGAUUCGAGCUUCGUCUUUGGGUAUCUAAUUCUAUUGACCUCACUAUGAAAGAGCUACUCAUCAAACUCGUACAACAAGUAGUUCCUGAGAAUCUCCAUAUAUAUAUCUUCCUUAUUGGAGAAUAUGGACAACCGAAGCCUCCGAGAUAUGCUUCGCCAACACCUGCAAGGAAAGAGAUAUCUUAUAGUUCUCGACGACAUGCCCAAACAAAUGCCCUUGAGGUCUUUAGGUGAAGCUCUUCCAGCAGGAUGUAUGUACUUCAUCUUUCUGCUUAUAAACAAGUCGUGUUGC
Molecule: messenger RNA, 1260 nt
Organism: Salvia miltiorrhiza (redroot sage)
Lineage: Eukaryota; Viridiplantae; Streptophyta; Magnoliopsida; Lamiales; Lamiaceae
Product: disease susceptibility protein LOV1-like
Exons: 3
Coding region: 468-1202 (244 amino acids)
Molecular function (GO): ADP binding
Source: RefSeq, a predicted model, not a curated record